UUCUUCCACGCACCACUUUCCCCGCUCCAUUUUCGGAAAAAGGACGGAGAAAAAGGCGCGGCGCUCCAGUGCCAUUCUGCGCCAAAUAGCUCUUUCUGGUUUCUCUCUCUCAUUAUUUGCGCUCGAAGUAACACUGCAGAGCACUAGUCGAGAAGAUCAAAGAAAAAUGAACCGGACAGGGUUUGUGGAGAUUGGCAGUAUAGAUGGAUUACCAAAUAGUUCCUCACCUGAAAUCAGGAAUUCAGCUCUUAAUCCAUUCUCCCAGUCCUCUACCUCGCACAAUUUUCUGCCAGAAUGCAGACAGUUUUGGAAGGCUGGAGAAUAUUCUGCUGGUGAUGCUCCUCGAUCAUUCUUGAAGACAUAUCAAAAUCGCAUGCGUGUCCAUCCCAAAUUUCUACAUUCAAAUGCUACUUCACACAAGUGGCCUUUUGGCGCCAUUGCAGAGCUUCUUGACAAUGCAGUUGACGAGGCAUGCAAUAGGGCAACUUCAGUCAUUAUAGACGAAAUAGCAAACUUUGGGAACAGUCACGGCCUGCUGAUUCAAGAUAAUGGAGGUGGAAUGGAUCCAGAGUCCAUACGGCGCUGUAUGAGUUUUGGAUUUUCAAAUAAAAAAUCAGAUUCAUUGAUUGGACAUUACGGAAAUGGCUUUAAAACCAGUACUAUGAGGCUAGGGGCAGAUGUAAUUGUUUUUAGUCGUUGCAGCAGAGAAGGGUCAAUUACUCGAAGUGUUGGGAUUCUUUCGUAUACUUUUCUGAGGCAAACAGGCUGUGAUGAUGUUCUAGUGCCAAUGGUGGACUACAACUUUGAUUCUUCGACUCAAAGAUUUGUGAGGAUGAUUAGUCACAGUGAGAAACAGUUUGGUGAUAACUUGUCUGCUCUUUUGAGAUGGUCUCCUUUCUCGAAAGAAGAAAACUUGUUAAAUCAAUCUGUGGAACAGUUUGACCAUAUUGAAGGUAACGGGACAAGAAUUAUUGUUUUCAAUCUGUGGCUAAACGAUAAUGGAGAUCCUGAGCUUGAUUUUGACACCAAUGAGAAGGAUAUUACAAUAAGCGGAACGCCUGAAGUGAUGCGUAGUUCUUGGUUUGCAAGAGAUUUGAAUGACAAGCAUAUAGGAAUUCGAUUUCAUUAUUCUCUGCGGGCAUAUGCUUCAAUCCUCUAUUUGCGUUUACCUUCAAAUUUUAGCAUUUUCUUGCGUGGCCAGCUUGUUGAUCCCCAUUAUAUAGCUGAAGAUCUCAUGUAUACACAAUGCAUCAAAUAUAAGCCACAAGUUGCCGGCACAAUAGAGGCUGAGGAAAUUGGGACUGUCAUUGGAUUCUUAAAAGGGGCUCCUCACCUCAACAUACAUGGAUUUAAUAUAUACCAUAGAUGCCGCCUUAUAAUGCCCUUUUGGCCUGUAGUUCAGAAAUGUCGAGGCGUUGUGGGGGUACUCCAGGUUGACUGCUUGAAACCUACACAUGACAAGCAGGGCUUUGAAAGAUCAGACAUUUUCCUUAAACUGGAAGCCCGCCUGAAGUGCAUGGCACUGGAAUAUUGGAAAUAUCAUUGUCAUCUGAUUGGUUAUAAUGCUGUUAAAGUUCCUUCUCCAACUCUACUACCGUUUGGCUAUCAAAUUUAUUCCCAAGAUGCUUUUCCUAAAAGAAGAAAGUUUGCACAGGAGGUCAUGAAAAACCCUAAACAACUACAACAUUUUGAAUUAUUUCAAAUGAAUUCCAUCGGCGGAGCUUCCCAGUUCCCAUCUAGCGCAGCUCAUUUAUCUUAUGAGGAAGUGGAUGCAUUGCAAGGCCAAAGAAGUUCCAAUUAUGGGGAAUGUUCUCAAGCAGUACUGCCAGAAAAAGAAAAUUACAGGGAAAAUAUAUAUCCAACUGAGGUGCUGAAGAAACAGUCCGUUACUGCUGGACUUGCCGCGCCCAAAAUUAAGCCUCAAAUUCAGAUUCAACAUGGUGGAAGGGACAGAAAGCAAGCACUUAUGGUUCAACGAAGGAAACAACUCAACGAACGGUGCAUGGAACUGGAGAGGUCCGUGGAAGAACUUACACUUGAGGAACAAAGACUCAGAAGCGAGCUUGAGGUUGUUAAACUACUUAAUGACAACUUAUGUGCUGAUCUUAAAUCCGUUGGGAACAUGGAUGGUUUGUAAGGUUUUGUUUGA
Molecule: messenger RNA, 2149 nt
Organism: Phalaenopsis equestris
Lineage: Eukaryota; Viridiplantae; Streptophyta; Magnoliopsida; Asparagales; Orchidaceae
Product: protein MICRORCHIDIA 6-like
Exons: 20
Coding region: 167-2137 (656 amino acids)
Cellular component (GO): nucleus
Molecular function (GO): ATP hydrolysis activity
Source: RefSeq, a predicted model, not a curated record